CGCAAUGAUUGCUUUUCUACCUUUUUUGCCAUUUUUUUUGCGAAGAGGAAAAACAACGGAAGAGCAUCUUUCAAUUUUUAUCUGAAGUCGGCGGCAAUUACGCGGUCGCGUGUUCUCGUUAUAUGUGCGAUUUCGCCGCGGGAAAGAGAAGCAUCAUUAUCAAAUGGCGUCGUCAAAGGGAAAAGCGAGAGACCGAGCUGAGAAAAAACGGAUAGCUGAACGGAAGCCGCGAGCUAACGUACGUUCACGUGGCAAAUCGACGCGUCGAAAACGCGUCGAUACUCCGCGCCGACAAUUGCACGAUUCUGUCAGUAUACCUCAACUGGUCUACGAGCUUCUCACCAUCGAUAAGUACAAUCAAGAUGCGAAACGCUUUCAAUCUCCGGCGCGUUUCGGGACACCUCAUCGAACGGUGCAGAAAUAUCACGACCGGCAAAGGUUUCACUGUGACUCGACGGCAGCCGGGCAUCGCGACAUCACGGAAUCCGUUCAAGUGCCCGACUACGUGAUGGAAUCUGGCCCCACGUCCGUUGAGAGUUUGACCGAGCCGAUGGAUGCAAAUAGCUCGGCGCCAACAAGUUCCGCGAACAGCAGCGUGUCAAAUAUCUCAAUGGAACCGACUGCGAAUACGCUCGAUAACGCCCGAGAACUCUUCGGAAAAAAAUCUCUGGUGCAACUGAUUAACGGUUACAUCAAAGCGGGCAUCGACGAAGGCAAGCGACAGGCCAAAAAGUACAUCCGCAAGGCGCUGUCGUUUGGCGUGAGGUUGGGUUAUCUGAUCCCGACCGAUUCGCAAGGCAACGUCCUUCGGGUGUGUCCGACCCUGGACACGGGAUCCUGGAGGUCGAAAAGGGCCGAGUCCAGGGAGAGACGGCGAGUCGCGCGACGAGGCGGAACGAAUCCGACGACGAUCGACGAUCGGAAAGCGAUGCGUCGCGGUAUCCCGCGGGACAAACCGCGUCCGGACGACGAGGAUAAUGGACAGACAACAUCGAAAAGAGGUAGAUGGCAUUCCGCUAACAGUCCCGUCAGAAACUCGAACUUGAGGGAGACCGCGCCGAGAAAGACGUCCGAGAGAGACAAGUCAAAAACCGUCGCGAGGAAGAGCAAACUCGACGUUAAUAUUAAUAAACGGAGACAACAGCGGAAGAGAGGCGGGAUGGUUAGAAAACCGAUCAGAAGACGUCGCGAGGUUCUGUCUCCGAAACUGAACGUUGAGAACUACCGCGAGCCAGUUGGGGAAAGUCAUAACGAUGCGAACGACGAGGAUCGCGAUCGGCACAAGAGCAACGAGGAUAAUUACAGGCCGGCUGUCGAAAAUUGGAAGUCGACGACGUUAAAUCGGGCGGAGGACGAAUCGAGAACGGAGAGACGGAAGACCGAAACGAAUGUCGACGACGAAACCGAGCGCAGAAACGCCGACGAGAAGCACGGAGAGGAAGAGACAAAUUGCGUCGAGCGCAACGCGAGCGACACAAUCGGAGAAAUAAACGAUGCUUAAAGAAUCAUAACGCCCACCUGGCGCGCGUUCCCUUCUCGGCUCGAGAGGGAAAGGCCGGGAGGAAGAUCUUCCUCUUUUGUAUAUUCUCACUUGUUUUGUAGAGUCAAUUUAUUGUGCACAUUGUUUUGACAUUUAUUUGGAAUUAUAGAGCUUUACACAGCAAAAACACACACACAAUGUAUAUCAUUCUUUCUUAGUUCAUCGCUUUUAUAUCGGCGGGUAAGAAAUUUAUGACGGGGCACGAAUGUGCGAGCCUUUUUUUAAAUAUUUUCUCCCCCAAGUUUGUUCCUCUUGUCGGAUUGAAUUAAUUGAUACUGUGCGGUUUUCAAAAAGUUAACAUUUCUAAUAAUUAAACAUUUGCAAAUAAAUAAUUGCAUAAUUACACGUUACAA
Molecule: messenger RNA, 1893 nt
Organism: Pseudomyrmex gracilis
Lineage: Eukaryota; Metazoa; Arthropoda; Insecta; Hymenoptera; Formicidae
Exons: 4
Coding region: 164-1501 (445 amino acids)
Source: RefSeq, a predicted model, not a curated record